UUGCAAGCGAGGCACGGUGUUUGUACCUUGUGAGUCAGCUGUUUGACAGGUACUCUUUCUCUCCGUUUCAAAAGUCUUCUCUUUUUCAGUGUUAAAGGAGGAAAGGGGCUUGCUAAUCCGGAAAUUUUGGUGACGCCUGUUGUGUCUUGCAAUCAACAUAUGUGUGACUGAGAACCUCAUGAUUGUCUCACGAGGGGUGGUGUUCAGGGCAGGUGGACGACAGUUGUCUAGAGUGCUCGGUGGGGCUAGACCAACAGAACAAAUUGCUGAACCAAGCAAAAGCUCUGCUAUUCGACUCAAGUCUUCCGGACCUUCUGACUCAGGUUUUUGCCAGUUUACUGCAGGAAUCAUGCCAGAGACUGUGCCUAUGUAUCCAACUUUGGAGAAACUGGGCCUGCUGAAUGCUGCCCACGUCCGGAUAAAGGACCUGGCACGCGUAGAGGAACUGGUGUCCUCUCUUGCGUCAAGUGGAUUCUCGAAGCUUCAGAUUAUUGCAGAUUAUGACAUGACAAUUACAAGGUUUCAUGUGAAUGGACAGAAGGCAGAGUCCAGCUUUGGCAUUAUGGACAACAGCAGCCUUAUGCCAUCCUUUUAUCGGGAAGAGGCUAACAAGCUCCUGGCCAAGUAUUACCCCAUUGAGAUUGACCCUAAGAUGUCGGAGGAAGAGAAGAUUCCGUACAUGAUUGAAUGGUACAGUCAGAUCCACGAGCUGAUCAUCAAGUGCAAGGUCAGCCAGAAGUCUCUCGAGGAGAUGGUCACCAGGAGUAAUGCAAGAUUAAGAGAUGGAACUCGAGAUCUGUGCAAAAAGCUUCAUGAGUGUGGUGUUCCAGUCCUGGUUUUCUCAGCUGGAAUGGGUGACAUAUUAGAACAAGUAUUGCGGCACUUUGAUGUAUAUACAGACAACAUUAAAGUGGUGUCAAAUUUCUUCAAGUACGAUGAGGAGGGAAUAGUUGUUGGUUUUGAAGGUGACUUGAUCCACAUGUUCAACAAAAAUGAGAACGCCAUCCAUUCAUCAGACUAUUUUGAUAAGUUGACCGGGCGGAACAAUGUGAUUCUUCUUGGUGACUCUUUAGGUGAUAUUAAGAUGGCCGUUGGAGUUCCUCAGCCAAGUAAUGUAUUGAAGAUUGGCUUUCUGAAUGACAAGGUUGAAGAAAGACUGGAGGCCUACAUGAAUGGAUUUGAUAUUGUAUUAAUUGAUGACCAAACAAUGGACCUAGUAAACUCCAUAGUAAGGAUUAUGGAAUAGUUAGGCCAGAUUAUUGACUUCAAAGCAUUAAAAUCAGGUUGUCGGAUGUGCAAAAAGCAAUUUGUUAAGUGGUUAUGCAAAUGUCUUAAUCAAAGGGAUCACAGAAGUUAUGUUUGCACACCCAUAUCUGUACACAAAGCACCCUAUUUCUACAUAUAUGGAAAAGCAUUUAUAAUGUUGGGUGUGGGAAUUUUAGCAUGAGGUUGAAUGAAAGCCAUAGAUGUGUUAGUGCAUUUUUUAAAAACUCCUUUGUUAAUGGUCAUGUUCGUAAAAAGUUAAAAAAUGAGCAGUAAUUUGCUACCAGAUGUGUGUAUGAGGUAAUUUUUGUGCUCAAUUGUCAGGUGUAACAUGACUUUCAAGUUGAUGUAACCUUCAAAUGGUGUAUUCCAAUUUUUAAUGCACAUAAAAUAGCAUCAUUUGGUUUUCAAGGUUAAUGUGUUCAGUAUGUCUAUAAUUAAUAUUCAGAUUGAGAUAUUUUAAUUUCCAAGAUCAGCUAUUAUUUUAAUAAUUUUUAAGAAGUUAAUGGCAGUAGAAUCAAAUUAUUUGUAACUUGUGUCUUGUUAAAUAUAAUCUGAACCAGUAACAUAUUUGUAAGAAAGAGUAUAAAAUUACACUAUGUCCAAGUUGUUUUUAAAAAAAUGCUUAAAUGUUGAUGCAUCUGUUCCUAAAUGUCUUAAAAUUACCAAAUUACAUCAAGAUAAUCAGUUUUAAAAGUAGCAAAGGAGAGUUUAACCUGUUGGGGGCAAAUAUACAUGCAAAAUCCACUGUAAUUUUAGUUCAUUCAUUUUGUUUACACACAGAUGGCUCCACAAGAACUUGGUCAGAGGAAUCAGUCAUUAAUCCUGUUAUCACGUUUACCUAUUUCCCGUGAUUUUCAGAAAUAGUUAAUUGUUAUUUUUUAUUGCUAUUUGUGUUGUUGAUAACAUUAUAGUAUACAUAAUAUCUGUAAUGAUAAUAUUUAAUAAUAUUUAAAACAUUAGGGGAAAAAAAUUAAUUAAAAUUCAAAGAAUGAAUUAAUCAGGUAAGAUCAGGUAACUCUUUUGGUGCUCUUAGAGCCCUCUGUGUAAACAAAAUUAGUAGACUAAAACCAAAGUUAACAUGAUACCUAUAGUUGCCUUCUAAGUACCAAUAGGUGAGUUUAGGAUAUAUAAUAUUGAAUAGUCUAGGGGAUAGCAUGACUUUUUAGAUUUGAUUGUGACUGUGUGUAUAAAGAAAGAAUUGUAUUUUAAGUGUGAGUGAGGAAACCCUUGUUAAAAUGGUUGUUAAAAUGUGGUAUUCAUAUAUGUGUUGUGUCGUGUACAUGAGCUGUUUUAUCUGCACCAUAAUAGACCUACCUGUAAAGUUAAUACUUAAAACUGGAAUUAGAGGUAACAGUGAAUUUUUUUUUUCUACCAGUAGUAAAUGCCCACAGUACUGUAAUACCUUACUGUAACAGGAAAUAUUAUAUCUUAUUCAUUUAAAAGUAUUCCAUUAUAAUAACAAGUUAUUUGUUUUCCAGCUGUACAACCACUGCAAGUAAGUCAUUUAACUACCCAGACAUUAAGUUAACUUCAUAAAACUAGUGUGGGAAAUAAAAUUUUGGAGAUUACAAACCAGAACUAAAAUUCCUAGUUACAGAAAGUGUAUAACAGAAUGUGCAAUGUAAUAAUAAUUGAACAAAGACAAAAAUUUUUGCAUAUUGCAGUCCUUGCCAUUUGGUUUAGGUGAAGCACUUGUGACUACCUAGAUAUUGGUGGGAUGAUAGCUACUAUUAGUCUUUCACUGUAGAAGUGGUAAUGUAAGUAGCAAGUUCAAGUAGAUCAACACAAUCACACCACAACUACUGAAUAGACGGGAAAGUGAGAAUGUGGCUUUCAGUAAAAUACAAUUAUGCUUUCUUUUCUUUCUUUUUAGUAGAUUAAAAAGUCUGUUUACAAACAAUAACAUGUAUAAAAUAGGGGAACAGUUUUAUCAUUAUCUUCAGCCUUGACCAUACCCAUGGUAGAGCGAAAUCACCAGAUAAAGCAGUGUGUCUGAUAGUUUGACCAUUUGCUGUUGGGUAUAGAUAAACAACCCUGCCAGAUGCCAGCACCCUCAUGUGUAUGACAGCACAUAAGCUUUGCACAGUAAUCAGUCAAAAUCCACUGGGCUCUGUUCAAUCAUGUGCAUGGGGCCUUAGGGAUACAUAUGCAAUACCUGCUGAUAUCAGACUGCAUCAAGUCAAUAUUGGGGAAAACAAUUCUGUAAUCAUGAUUUUAUUUGUGCUACAAAAAUGACAUUAAUAUCUACCCAAUAAAUUUUCAGGAAUUUAUAUGUAUUACCACCAAGUGAGCUUGUUUUCUUUCUUUCUAUUUCAUGGAAAUGACACUGGUUUGUUAAAUUCAUCUAGUAAAAUUAAUAAGCAUUUAUCAAUAAAAGUACAAUAUUAGCUAAGUUAUGUUCACUUUACGUAAAAGUAUGUUAUUCACAAACAAGUUGGUAGAUUUUCAGGAACAAAAGGCAAGAUAGACUAUAGACUUCUUGGUAUUUUGACAAUAUUGAAACUUGUCUGUAAUACCAAAAUAAUUUUGGUGGUUUGUUAGUGUACUGUAACUAAAGUAAUUUUGUCUACUUGAUUUUGAAACCAGUUGCUGUCUACCAAGGAGUCUUUUCCAAAAUGGGAGUGUCUAAAAUCUUUACCAGUCAAAUAUAUUAUUUUGUAAUAGCUUCCAACUCAGUCUAUGUCUAAUAUAGGUUUGUUUCUUAUUCCAUAUAGGGAUUAAACAUAUUGCAACUGAUAUUUUUAACAAAUAUCAUUGUAUUUGUAUUAUGGAUAGAACACUUAACACUUAAAUAGAAACUUGUAACAGUUUUAUCAGAAUGGGAUCUUGUAAAAAUAGAAAUGUAAAUUUACCAGUUUAAAGCAGAGCACAAGGUAAUGCUCAAAUAGAUGUAGAUAACCUAGUAAGCUUUUUCAUAUUUCUUUGCAUUUUAUACUUCUGAACUGGCUGGGUGAUGGUUGGAAAUUUUCAGUGAAUAUAUCGUAAAACAUGUAAAAGUUACUCUAGUCAGUGGUAAAGUUUGUUACUUUGGUGAAGAGCUAACUUGCAAGUGGUGAAAAUAUUUGAGCUCUUGUAUAUUUAGUUAAUACCUAAUGACUAUUUUUCAGAUAUUGUUACCAAUGAUUACCAAAGGAUAUACCUUCCUAAUAUAAUUUUAGAAAGCCUCCAAAAUAAAUUUUUUUAAAAAUCUGCUGCAUCAACUAGUUAACAAACAUGAACUGUAGACUUUUUUCUGAACAUAGAUCUGAUUUAACACAGGUUAUGUAAAAAAUACAAAAAAGGCUGCUUGUAAAUAAUAUUGAGUGCUCUUUUGUGCUUGGUUUAAUGUCUUGUUCCUUUUACAAGGAUUUUUCCACAAUCUGUCUGUCAAUCUCUUGAAGGUAUGGUUAGUAGUCAUACAACUUCCACUUGACUGUUCAAAGUUGAAAUUUGCUUAUUUUUGUAAUAAACUCUAUUGGAACAAAUACAUAUCAACAUUAACAUUCA
Molecule: messenger RNA, 4752 nt
Organism: Penaeus monodon (black tiger shrimp)
Lineage: Eukaryota; Metazoa; Arthropoda; Malacostraca; Decapoda; Penaeidae
Gene: cN-IIIB
Product: cytosolic 5'-nucleotidase 3-like
Exons: 8
Coding region: 179-1246 (355 amino acids)
Cellular component (GO): cytoplasm
Molecular function (GO): 5'-nucleotidase activity; magnesium ion binding
Source: RefSeq, a predicted model, not a curated record